Messenger RNA from Dendrobium catenatum, 3349 nucleotides. RefSeq lists its product as uncharacterized. Gene Ontology annotation, molecular function: glycosyltransferase activity. The transcript has 14 exons. The record is from RefSeq and is a predicted model, not a curated record. Lineage: Eukaryota; Viridiplantae; Streptophyta; Magnoliopsida; Asparagales; Orchidaceae. Bases 643 to 3000 code for a protein of 785 amino acids.
GAACAUGCUCGUGCUCAUGUAAUGAUAUACGGCGGAGAAUAUUAUUCCGAAUCUCGUUGAAAUAAAUGGAACUAAUUAGUAUAAUUAGCUGAACGAUUGAUCUCUAUUGUUGGUGGAUGAUCAGUGGCGAAAGAGUAAUUUCAAGCCCGCGUGAUCAGGCUUGGCGGCACCUUCCGCCUCUGGUUUCUUCUUCCCACUUCGCUACUAACUCUCACGUUCUCCUUCUCAAUGAUUGUUUUUUUUUCCCAUUCAAGAUUUAUUCUUUCUUUUCUCCCAUCGAUUCCUUUGUUCAAGUUCCGGUUUUCUUUCUAAUUGUCAUUAUCUCUCCUACUCUUCCAUGUGCAAGCUCACAUUUUGGAAGCGGAGGCAACGAUCCAACGGAUCCACUGGAAUUCGCUGUUUCCCUCUUUUUUUAACAAUUUCUUUGAUUUAAAGGUUAAACUAUGGCAGAUUCGUCUCAUUAUCGCUGAAAUUAGGUGAAAGUUCGAAUCUUUUUUUAUGUUGUUGCUCUCCGGUUGAGAUUUUUCUAUGUUUCCUGUUUCCGGUUGUUGUCAUUUAUUAAGGGUUUUGAGGAGUUAGGAAUGAUGUGAUUGAGCUCUGUGUCUUUGAGAGUGGAUUUCCACCGAUAAGCUUCGAGGGAGGAUGGUUUCGUUUCAGUCCUCAAAAUUAUCUUGGUCUUUGGUGGCGAUAGUGGGUUCUCUAUUGGUGGUGGUCUCGGUGGUGCAUUUCUUUCUCACGCCCAUUUUUCCUUCUUCGCUGGAUUACUUUAGUGCUCGGUUUCCUGUAAGACCUUCGAUUGGGGGAGAAAGUCAUGAAAGUUUGGACCUGAAUAUUGAUUUCGAUGCUCGAUUUCCUGAGGAUUCUCAUGGGGCGGUAACAUACCGCGGUGCACCCUGGAAGCCUGAGAUUGGGAAAUGGCUAUCUGGCUGCGAUUCUGUCUCCAAGGAAAUUGACAUUGUUGAGAGCAUAGGUGGCAGGAGUUGCAAGAAUGAUUGUAGUGGUAGAGGUGUAUGCAAUAAAGACAGAGGACAAUGCAGGUGCUUUCAUGGAUAUUCAGGUGAAGGAUGUUCUGAGAAUCUGCAACUUGAUUGCAAUCUUCCAUCAUCACCAGAGAAUCCAUAUGGUCCAUGGCUUGUUUCUACAUGUCCUGCUUAUUGUGAUAAGACUAGAGCGAUGUGCUUUUGUGGGGAAGGGACAAAGUAUCCAUAUAGGCCAGUAGCAGAAGCUUGUGGAUUUAGAUUAAACAUGCCUUCUGAACCUGGGGGCCCCAAGAUUGCUGACUGGUCAAAAGAUGAUUUGGAAAAUGUAUAUACAACUAACGGCAGCAGACUUGGCUGGUGCAAUGUAGACCCGGUGGAAGCUUAUGCUGAUAAGGUGAAAUUCAAAGAAGAGUGUGAUUGUAAAUAUGAUGGCCGCUGGGGAAGAUUCUGCGAAACACCAUCAGAAUGCAGUUGUAUUAAUCAAUGCUCAGGGAAUGGAUAUUGCCGUGGGGGAGCUUGCCAGUGUGACAGAGGCUGGUAUGGGAUCGAUUGCGGUAUUCCAUCAGUCUCAUCAGCCAUAAAGGAGUGGCCUCUGUGGCUAAGACCAUCAACAGUUGAGGUACCAGAUAAAGCAACUUUAGAUAAUGACUUUGUGGGACUUAAAGCUAUUGUUAAAAAGAAGAGACCUCUAAUAUAUGUGUAUGAUCUGCCUCCGGAUUUCAAUAGUCAUCUUCUUGAGGGUAGGCAUUUCAGAUUUGAGUGUGUAAACAGAAUAUACACAGAAAAGAAUAGAACGUUGUGGACUUCUCAGUUGUAUGGCGCACAGAUGGCACUUUAUGAGAGCCUUCUAGCAAGCUCUUAUCGAACAUUGAAUGGUGAAGAAGCAGACUAUUUCUUUGUUCCAGUUCUUGAUUCAUGCAUAAUCACUCGAGCAGAUGAUGCCCCUCAUAUAAGCUUGCGGGAACACAUGGGUCUGAGAAGUUCCCUGGCCCUGGACUUUUAUAAGAAGGCUUAUGAAUAUAUAGCUCAUCAUUAUCCAUACUGGAACCAUACCUCGGGAAGGGAUCAUAUAUGGUUUUUUGCAUGGGAUGAAGGUGCCUGCUAUGCUCCCAAAGAAAUCUGGAACAGUAUGAUGUUAGUCCACUGGGGGAACACAAAUACAAAACACAACCACUCAACUACAGCUUAUUGGGGUGACAUCUGGGACGGUAUUCCUUCUACUAGAAGAGGUAACCAUCCAUGUUUUGAUCCAGAGAAGGAUCUUGUGCUCCCAGCUUGGAAGAAACCUGAACCUGGUGCAAUAUGGUUAAAACUGUGGGAUAGGCCUCUUAAGAAAAGAACUACACUAUUCUACUUCAAUGGAAAUUUAGGUCCUGCUUAUCAAAAUGGUCGGCCGGAGGAUACGUAUAGUAUGGGCAUUAGGCAGAAGCUAGCUGCAGAGUUUGGUUCUACUCCCAAUAAAAAAGGAAAGCUAGGGAAGCAGAAUACAUCAAAUGUUACAGUAACCCCGCUGCGCUCUUCAAAUUAUUUUGAGGAACUGGCAAGCUCUAUUUUCUGUGGAGUCCUUCCUGGAGAUGGUUGGAGUGGCCGCAUGGAAGAUAGCAUUCUCCAAGGAUGUGUUCCUGUGAUAAUUCAGGAUGGGAUUUUCUUGCCAUAUGAGAAUAUACUAAAUUACAGGAGUUUUGCUGUGCGUAUAACUGAAGAUGAAAUUCCAAAUUUGGUUAAGAUUCUUCAGGGCAUCAAUGAGACACAAGUGGAAUCCAUGUUAGCUAACGUACGCCAGAUAUGGCAGAGAUUCCUAUACCUUGACUCCAUUUUGCUUGAAGCUAACAGACAAAGGAGUUUGUUUUCUGAUGAAGAAGAUUGGUCAGUCGAAUUCUCAAAACUUGGUGAAGAUGAUGUGUUUGCCACAUUCAUACAGCUAUUGCACUAUAAACUGCACAAUGAUCCUUGGAGGCGACAUCUUAAUCAAAAGAAAGACUAUGGCUUACCAAAGUCCUGCUUGAUAAGAACCUCUUGAAGUACAGCACAGGAAAGAGGAUCAUGCAGAACUCUUUGUUCAGUUUCUGAAGAACUUCUGCAGGAAGCUGUACUGGCUUCAGAAUUUUACUAGAAGAUGUUAGCUUUCCCAACAAUUUUGUUAAGGGAAUUCAAUGAGAUGAAGGUAUUUCAUGCUUAUAGAGAUAGAUUAAAGAUGCAGUUGAAGCUGAUCCCAUAUGCAGUAUGUGAAGUCAUUUGUUCCAGCAAUUAUUAAAUGAACAUCAUCAAUUCUUUCAUUUAUAGAAUAGAAUGAUUCAGAACUUUUAUCAAUUCACAUUCUGUAACCUUGUAAUGUACAGAUGAAUUAUUAAAAAAAAAAAAUGUUGUAA